Colius striatus (speckled mousebird) is the source of this 610-nucleotide messenger RNA. RefSeq names its product protein MRP-126-like. Gene Ontology annotation, molecular function: calcium ion binding. The transcript is spliced from 3 exons. Gene Ontology annotation, biological process: endothelial cell migration. Gene Ontology annotation, cellular component: extracellular exosome; cytoplasm. The record is from RefSeq and is a predicted model, not a curated record. The coding region runs from base 100 to 453 and encodes 117 amino acids. Lineage: Eukaryota; Metazoa; Chordata; Aves; Coliiformes; Coliidae.
GGAGAUUUCACAACUGGCAGACAGAUCCCCAGGCUAUAAGAGAUGCCACGUUAGGGACCAACCCCGCUCCAGCCCCAGGGAUCCCGCGGCGUUGUCAGGAUGAGCAAGACCCCCCAGAGCCAGGAGCAGCUCUCUGAGCUGGAGAAGGCCAUGGAUGUCAUCAUUGAUGUCUUUCAUCAGUACUCAAGACGGGAGGGCGACAGAGACACCCUGACCAAGAGUGAGCUCAAGCUCCUGGUUGAGAAGCAGCUUGCAAACUACCUGAAGCAUGUGAAAAGCAAGGCCACCAUUGAUGAAAUCAUGAAGGACCUGGACUUCAACAAGGAUGCCCAGCUGAGCUUCUCCGAGGUGAUCCUGCUGAUCGCCCGCGUCACCAUCGCCACCCACGAACACCUCCACGACGUUGAGGACCACCAGCAGCAACACCAGCACAAACACCAGCACCACCACUGAGUCAGGCUGUGGGUCCCACAGUGAGGUUACCCCCACAGCUAUUUGCAGCCUCUGGCUUUCUCCUCUCCACCUCCCUCUGCCCACCUCCUUCCUUUCCCUUCCUUCAAAGUCUGAUGGUUUUGCUGCCAAAUAAAGGUUUGUCCUGAGGCUUGUCAAA